AUGGGCCCGGACCGGGGGCCGCCGCCGCUGCCGCUGCUGCUGUUGCUGCUGGGGGCCGUGCGGGUCUUCUCGGCGGGGACUGUGUCCGCCCGUGAAGUAGGCAGCGCAGCUGAAGCUGAAGAACUAGUGAAGAGUGGCCUGGCAUGGCAGCCGCGUGGCAACGAGACGCGGGAGGAGGUGGGCCUGCCAGCUGCUGAGGAGGAUGAUAACACGUGGAGUGUGCCAGGUGCCCCUGAAACCGGGUUCGGGCCUGAGGAGGAGCCCAAGGCUUCUGCUGCAGUCACCAGCACUGCCUGGCUGGAGCCCGACAGUGCAGGCCUUGGCGGAGUGACCGCAGAGGCAGGUAGCGGUGAUGCCCAGGCCCUGCCAGCCACCCUCCCAGCCCCCAUCGACAACCUGGAGCAGUCAACGGUGCCCCCCAGCCCCCUUGAGGCUGCCGAAGCCAAGGCAUUGCCUUCCCCCACCACUGCCCACCAGCUGAGCCCAGGCCCUGAACUCCCCAAGGAGAGCCCCUUGGAGGUCUGGCUGAACCUGGGCAGCAACACCCCUGAUCCACAAGAGCCAGGGCCCACUGAGCCCCUUCCAGGCACCCUAGAGCCCCAGCCAGCCUCAGAGAUCAUCGACAUCGACUAUUUUGAAGGACUGGAUGGUGAGGGUCGUGGUGUAGACCUGGGGAGCUUUCCAGGGUCACCAGGAACCUCAGACCACCACCCUGAUGUGGAGGGAGAGACUCCUUCCUGGAGCCUGCUUGACCUGUAUGACGACUUCACCCCCUUUGAUGAAUCUGAUUUCUACCCCACCACGUCCUUCUAUGACGACUUGGAAGAAGAGGAGGAGGAAGAGGAUGACAAGGAUGCUGUGGGAGGCGGAGACCUAGAAGAUGAAAAUGACCUUCUGCCCACAGAGAAGCCCGGCACAGGGCCGGGAAUAGGCCAGCCCACCAGUCGGUGGCAUGCUGUCCCUCCACAGCACACCCUGGGGCUGGUCCCUGGCAGCAGUAUCGCUGUCAGGCCCCGCCCAGGAGAGCCAGGCAAGGACCUGGCCUCCAGUGAAAAUGGCACCUUGUGCCGCAGCGGUUUUGUGCGCCACAACGGCUCCUGCCGGUCUGUGUGUGACCUCUUCCCCAGCUACUGUCACAAUGGUGGCCAGUGCUACCUGGUGGAGAACAUAGGGGCCUUCUGCAGGUGCAACACGCAGGACUACAUCUGGCACAAGGGCAUGCGCUGCGAGUCCAUCAUCACUGACUUCCAGGUGAUGUGCGUGGCCAUAGGCUCCGCAGCGCUCGUGCUUCUCCUUCUCUUCAUGAUGACUGUGUUCUUCGCCAAGAAGCUCUAUCUGCUCAAGACGGAGAAUACCAAGCUGCGGAGGACCAACAAGUUCCGGACUCCGUCUGAGCUCCACAACGACAACUUCUCGCUCUCCACCAUUGCCGAGGGCUCUCACCCAAAUGAUGAUCCCAGUGCUCCCCACAAAAUCCAGGAAGUCCUCAAGUCCUGCCUGAAAGAGGAGGAGCCCUUUAACAUCCAGAACUCCAUGUCACCCAAGCUCGAGGGUGGCAAAGGGGACCAGGUGGACCUGGACGUGAACUGUCUUCAGAAUAACUUAACCUAAAGCCGGGCAAGAAGGUGGCGGUGGGGGUGGGGGCGGGGAAGACGCAGUUGCUCCUCUGGUACAGAGUCUAUUUCUUGUAACCAUUUGUUAAACUCUUCCUUUUCUGAUCUCAUGGCAUGCUUUGAUGUUUUUUGUACAGGAG
Molecule: messenger RNA, 1753 nt
Organism: Octodon degus (degu)
Lineage: Eukaryota; Metazoa; Chordata; Mammalia; Rodentia; Octodontidae
Gene: Cspg5
Product: chondroitin sulfate proteoglycan 5
Exons: 5
Coding region: 1-1611 (536 amino acids)
Biological process (GO): nervous system development
Source: RefSeq, a predicted model, not a curated record